AGAUAGAUAGAUAGAUAGAUAGAUAGAUAGAUAGAUAGAUAGAUAAUAGAUAGAUAAUAUAAAGGUGCUGUGUGCCUCUGCAUUAUAACAAACAUAGAGAACAGUAUGUGGAUUUAUACUUUUAAAAGCUGCUAGCCCUGUAGGAAUCUGUACAGGGAACUAUUAUUGGUUAUGAAAGUCUUCUAGCUGGCAUAACGUUAAUAGGAUUACAUGUGAGGAGAAUUUGUGGGAACGGGUGCCCCUUCUUUAUGGUGAUAUGUGAGAUGUGCUGUUGUCAUUCUCUGUGUCCUGGAUCCUUAUAUUGUAUUGUAUGAAUGAACUGGGCGCCCAGAAACCCGGUACCGCUCUAAAGUUCUAUAAAUCCUCCCAAAUCUUUGAUACCGUGUUGUCAUAUUUGCCCAUAUGUGCCCGCAGUGUGUGCUGCAGUACAGUGCCCAGUGAUGCAACUUCACCCAUUGCCUGCUAUGCUGCCCUGAUCCACUAUCAUAAUACCUAGGUAAUCUCAAUAUAUCCGAUUCGCCCAUACACUAGAUACUGCACCCCAAUAUCAGACUGGUUUAACUCUGCACCCCAAUAUAAGGCUGGUUUAACCCAGAACGCAAGAUGCAUUUUCUCGUAUUGUCAUCUUAUAGCUUUGACUGAUUUUAAAUCCCUAAAAAUCGGUGUUUUAGAUCGAAAUAUUUAGGGGUACUGCACCCCAAUAAUAAGUUUUUCCCAAACGCUGCCCCCCCAACUUGCAGAGCUGCCCCCAAUGCCUGAUAUCGUGCUGGCUUCUGAUCCCUCACCCAGUUUAAUUGAUUGUUAUGAUUUCUAUGGAGAUUGCCGGGAGCAUUCCAUUUGGAGGCUGAGACUGUGUGUGAGUGUGUGACUGGGGGAAGCUGCUUGUUUCUAUAUAAAGAAAUCUUCUUAGAUUUGCUGUAGCUCCAGCAUGUGGGGGAGAGAGAGAGAGAGAGAGAGAGAGAGAGAGAGAGGGGGUGAUGCCCCCCACCACCCCGGGUGCUGCUGGAGAGAGCCUGUGUGCUGAUGAUCCUCAUCCUGCUGGGCUCCUCUAGAUAUAAGAACCUUCCACCCGGGAUCACGUGACAUAAUUACCACUAGAAUCAAUCAAGAUGAAUUGCACGUCAGCACACGUUCAGGGUUUUUUCUUGGUUGAUGCUGUCCAAGCUCUCUUGAGCAAUAGAUGGAUCUUGUUCAAUGCAGUGAAAUCUCCUUGUUGCUUUCCUUCGCAAAAAAGGAGACAUGACCGAGUUUGAGAAUUGCAGCAACAGUGCGUCCAAUAUGUAUCUGCCUGGCUGUGCUUACUAUGUGUCUCCCUCGGAUUUCUCCAGCAAGUCCUCGUUCUUCUCCCAGUCUUCCUCCUGCCCAAUGACUCUCUCCUAUUCCUCCAAUUUAACUCAUGUGCAGCCAGUCAGGGAGGUGGCAUUCAGGGAGUAUGGCUUGGAGCGCACAAAGUGGCAGUACAGGGGCACCUACCCCUCCUAUUACCCCAGUGAGGAGGUGAUGCACAGAGACCUCAUCCAACCCACCAACAGGAGAUCCGACAUGCUCUUCAAAUCCGACUCGGUCUGCAACCACCAUGGAGCCCCAAGCAGCCAGUCCAACUUCUACAACUCGGUGGGCAGGAAUGGCAUCCUUCCUCAGGGCUUUGACCAGUUUUAUGACACAGCUCAGUCCCAAGGCUACCAGCAGGGCAUGGACGAGCAGCCUGCUAAAUCUGACCCCAAAGCCACCAGCCCCACCACUAAAGCCCCUUCCACCCAGGACAAGAAGGUGACAAACGACACCAGCCCCGGGACCCCUUCUGGGGAGGCAGAGAAGAGCAACAGUUCAGCUUCCCAGAGACUUAGGAAAAAGAGGUGUCCAUACAGCAAGUAUCAGAUCCGGGAGUUGGAGAGAGAGUUUUUUUUUAAUGUGUACAUCAAUAAGGAAAAAAGGUUACAGUUGUCUAGGAUGCUGAACCUCACUGACCGCCAAGUGAAAAUCUGGUUCCAGAACCGAAGAAUGAAAGAAAAGAAACUUAACAGGGAUCGACUUCAGUAUUUUACUGGGAACCCCCUCUUUUAAGGUGCUAGCUGGCAGAUGGACCCCGUGACUGCUAGACUGCUGCCUACAGUACUUGUAGAUUCCACGGUCUCAUUUUAAUUGGACCUUGCAAUAUUCAUCUGAUGGAAUUCUAAUUCUUUGGAGGAUGCCUUCUUGGUAAGGAAAGGAUAUUGAAAACGUCACUUACUGAAUGCCAGCCAAUGGUGUGUUUUUAUCUCAAUCUAUAUCUCUGAUUAUACAAUAGUAAACUGACUGCAAGUUUCUAGGUUGUCUUACAGAUACAAUGACUCAAAAACAGCUAUUAAAUAUGAAUGCAAUUCAUUUAACAUAUAUAUAUAUAUAUAUAUAUAUAUAUAUAUAUAUAUAUAUAUAUAUAUAUAUAUAUAUAUUAUAUAUAUAUAUAUAUAUAUAUAUAUAUAUAUAUUCUUAUGCACGAAAUAUGUUCUCUUGUGGAAAAUUGUUUAUGGUUACAAUGUUAUCAUGAAAAAAAAAAUGCAUGAAUUCCAAAGGGUCGCUGAAUAUGUGCCAGCCAUUUAUUCCAUUAUAUAAGCCCCAUAUGUAUAUAUUUAUUAAAUUUUCAAUGUAAUUUUUUUAACAACGUGAACACGUUUUUAUAUGCUUUUUUUAAGUUUAAUCUCGUUAGUCUACUCACAAAGAGCUGUUCAUUUGCUAAGAAAAAGUGACAUAAUUGAACCUGGCAGAAAAAUCAUGUCUAUGUGCUAAGGUAAUUGGAAAUAUUGAAGCUAUAAGCCAAACAUAGGAGGCGAGGUGUUUGCUACUGACUGCAGAGAACACAGGAUUUGAAUUUGGUGUCUCAAAAGCAAAUAGUCUUUUUUUAUUUUUAAAGCGUGCAAGAGGAAAGGGUGACAUUUGGUGAUUUUUAGUGUUCUAGCCAGAGAUUUGAGAAGGGACCAAACGUGAAUUCUAUUUAUUUUGCAGACUGGAGAAUUUGGUUGAACAUUUUACUUUAUGCUUUGACCUACAGGGCUGUUUAGAAAACCUUGAACUGUCUAGACAACACAAUAAAAGUAUGGCUUCCAAGCAGGAUAAUUGCCUUAUAUUGUACACCUUCUGCUGGGCUAAGGGAGAUUUCCGCACAGUGCAAUAAAUGGACAAGUAAGAAUGGGGGCUGGUUUCUUCAAUGGAACUUGGUGGGCGUUAUUUCACUGGCAUGAAGUAAACUUAGACAACGGCUCAGAAACAGAGUCACCAAAAGGAUUUGAGAACAAAGGGUGGGGGAGAAAAAUAUAUUGUUUAGAGAAGAAAAAAACAGAAAUUUGCUUCAGUUUAAGUAAAAAAACCCCCAAAGCUUGUGCCUUUGAACUUCCGAAAUGUCAAGGUCAUCACCCUUCACCUUGCAGAAUAAUUAAAUGCCUUAAGGCUCUCUUAUUAUUUUAGUUUUUACCACCCACACUUAGGCAUUAAAAUGUCUUAACCCAAAGGCUUCAAUUUGGUUUUGUGGCCAGAGAGAGAGAGAGAGAGAGAGGAAUCCCUUAAAUGAUAUUGUCUGUCCGUUCUGCAUUCCAUGUGUUUCCAGUGGUAUUUUGGCUCGUUUUUAGUAUUGAAACUAACAAUAUAUUUGCCACUAAAAUGUCAAUGAAGCAGAGCAAAACAAGAAUGAACGAAACGCUUUUGAGCCCAUUAGCCCCCUGACAAACAUUUAGCAGAAGAGACAGGUAACACUACAUUAUAAAUGAGGAGGUACCAAUGUGCUUCUCAACUGUGGUAGUAAAUUCAUGUAGUAAUGACCUCUAAUGGAAUGGUCAAUAGUAACAACAAAUGAAUGAUAAGAUCAUUAAACUUCUGUGCAAAUUAUAAUCAAUAAGCGAAAUAGGUGUAUAAACUGCCCUCACUAUAAUAACAAAAUCACAAAACGUUGAUAGAUAUUUAUAUAUUCAGCGUGAGUGUAGAGCCGAGCUGAUUUCUUAAAAAUACAACUCAGAAAAAAAAUUACUUCCUUGGGUUUUACAUGCAAAACAGCACAUUUAAAUGUGCUUUUUUCACGAAUGUCCACAAGAGGGCGACUCUUGUACUGGGAAUGGCUGCUUUGUGAGCGUCUAUUCCCUGGCUUGGCCAAUAAAUUACAAAAUCAAGUCACAUAAGGAUUCUAGAUUUUUCUCCGGAGCAACAGUUCUGAGAUAUUGCCCGAGUAAUACCUGUUCAAGCACCGCAAUCCCUUUCAGGCAGCCCAAAUGCAGCAGGACAUGAUAGUGAUUAAAGAAAAAAACUGUAUUGGAGUGGUGUAAAGUAUAAAGUGCAAUCAUGAUCUCCUCCCUCUAAAGUGCAGCUGUAAAAUCAGCAGUUCCAUAGCAUCAAGUCACACUAGAUGUUGGUAGGAAAUAUACAUGAUAUAAUUCUAAGCCACCCUUUCAAACCGAGUAGUGAAUGUAACUAAAUGACUUUAUUAUUGCCAGGCAAGGGACAGGGGAGUUGGGCACAUUUGCAGGGUUAAAGAUAUACAGUUUUAGUGGGCGCAAUCUCGUGCUAAGGUAUUUAUGACUAAAUAUGCACCACAGGCCAUAAAGAUCUAAAGGCUCCACUCAGAAAUGAUAUGUCCUGUCUCUCGCCCUAAAUUCUUUCCUCAAGGGCGAUAGCCAAAGUCUUUCGCCUUAACUGAAGUCGAAUUUUAAACAUUUUUAAACCAAAAUUCAACUGUGCAGGAAGCCGAGCAACUCCCAUCACUUCAGGGGAAAGUGAUUAUUCCUACUAGAAUUCCCUAAAAUAAAUGCAUUUCUUUGCUAAGGUAUUAAAAGCACAUUUUGCUAGAAAUUAGGGAUGCGUCGGUGGAAGCUAUUUUGCUUAAACCCAGACCAUAGCUCUAUAUACAUUUCUUUUUUUUUUUAAGGCAAAAAUGCAAAGUAUAUUAUUCUUGAAUCUAAAAAAAAAAACAGUGUUUGUAUCAUGUAGAUGUAACAAAUGUUCAUUUAUAAAUACAUUUGUUACAAA
Molecule: messenger RNA, 4989 nt
Organism: Xenopus laevis (African clawed frog)
Lineage: Eukaryota; Metazoa; Chordata; Amphibia; Anura; Pipidae
Gene: hoxd11.L
Product: homeobox D11 L homeolog
Exons: 2
Coding region: 1240-2064 (274 amino acids)
Biological process (GO): regulation of transcription by RNA polymerase II; regulation of DNA-templated transcription
Cellular component (GO): nucleus
Molecular function (GO): DNA binding; DNA-binding transcription factor activity, RNA polymerase II-specific; RNA polymerase II cis-regulatory region sequence-specific DNA binding
Source: RefSeq, a predicted model, not a curated record